Molecule: messenger RNA, 7236 nt
Organism: Ictalurus furcatus (blue catfish)
Lineage: Eukaryota; Metazoa; Chordata; Actinopteri; Siluriformes; Ictaluridae
Product: transcriptional regulator ATRX-like
Exons: 36
Coding region: 1247-6736 (1829 amino acids)
Cellular component (GO): nucleus
Molecular function (GO): ATP-dependent chromatin remodeler activity; ATP hydrolysis activity; ATP binding
Source: RefSeq, a predicted model, not a curated record
GUUUGUGAGCGAAAACAAACUGGCUAACGCUAGCUAAAUGGCUAACGCGAGCUAACUGGCUAACCCAGUAUGAACGGGGUUUCUAUGGAGAGGAGAGCUAGCUAACAUAGCUAGUUAGCUAGCCAGGUAGCCGCUAGCCUAAGCUAAUAAAUAUAUAAAUAAUAUAUAAAUAAACAAGGCGACAUCAGAAGAAAGCAAGGCAGCGAAUCUUAUUGCGGCCCUGUUUAAUGUUUGUUUAUUGUUUGCAUUGUAAUUGUAGUUAACAUUACGCGUUAUCAUGUUAACAAAACAAGUAGAUAGUUAGCUUAGCUAACACGAAGACAUUGCUUUAUAGACAAAGAAUAUUUUCCACAGGCAGGUUAGCAUUAGCCUGUUAGCUAGCAGGGUAAAUAUGGGCUGAAGCUCAAAUGGCUUAUUUGUUAUAUUCUGUAUAGUGCACCUAUGUAGGUAAUUCAGGUCUGUCAAUUAAGGUUUAUUCAGCUAGUGAAAAGAAUGUAGGAGGCAAAAUGAUAAAUAUCUGUGGAAAAAAACAAAGCAACAGCAUAAUUAAGAUACACUUUUACCAUUCUGUAAAAUGUCCUUAAAAAGUCAAAAUCUGUGUUUUGGAGCUUUUUGUCGCCAUCCCUUAGAGUUGACGUUAACAUGAUGGCGUGUCUUAGGAAAGUAUCUUUGGGGGGAAAAAAAAAAAGUUUUGCAGAUAUUCUCUUUUAAAUUUUCACUUUAACAAAUUUUUUUUUCAUGACUCAUCCUGUACCAGCCUUGCAUUGGACCAAUUAAAUGCUGUCUAGAAUGCUUGUCCCGCUCCCUGGGGGUGUGUCUUUUUCUAAAUUAGUUAAACUGGUUCUUUUCGUUUAUAAACAAAAGAUGACCUACAUACCUUCAUUCCGUUUCAUGAAUGAUUCGUGAAUAUGUGCGAUAUGCUAAUUAGACCGCGCCCUUCGGCUGCGGCUAUCUAGGUUAGUGAAGUGCUCUUAGGCACGACCUGAGCUGAAAAGAAACGCAACUUAAAAACACUUCUCGUCGGACAAACGGCAACGGUGAACCAGGCCGCUGUCUUUUGUGCUUGCGACCAAUCGGUGAGAGCGGUGCUGCUAGCUCCGCUCAUGAACCGGGUAUCGACGCUUGUAGCUUGGAAUUUUCCGACCUCCGACUGAAAAAAAAAAAAAAAAACCUUGAAGAAAGCACCCCCUCAACGUGGAAAUCCUACUCGGAAAGUCGAGGAAGUUUCCACAACCCCCGGCGCACGAUGGCGUUCCGGAGAUCCCGUACUGCUGGAAAAUUGCCCGAGCCCGUGGCCGGGGGCAGCAGCAGGAGCGGCGGGGGUAAACUAGGACUCCUGAUCAAUAAGCUGCACACAUUCCUGGCGGUUUCUGCGGAGCAGGGCGGCGAACACGGCUUACCCGGGCACUGGAGCGGUGCGAUGGCCAAAGAGUUUAUUGAGCAGCAGCAAGCUGUAGCACGCGCCUCCGAGGAGUGCAUGCAGCCCAACGUGUCCUCGGAGACGAAGACCUCGGCGGCUCGUUCCAGGAGGAAGCCGUUGGUGGUGACAAAGCACAGCGGCAUGAACGAGUCGGACGCGUCGUCCGAGAGCGGAACCGAAGACGCGCUGUCCGUCAACUCCAGCGAACCGGAUACGACCUCCCUGCCUAAAGGUACGGUGUUUGUGUUGCCGGAGCCGGUGUCUAACGAAGUCCGUGACGAGUUCAGAGGUCCGGAAUUUCGCAGCAAACGAGUGAAACAGAACAAAGACUUCUCGGACAAACGGAGAGGAGGCUCUGACAUCGAGCGAGUGAACUGUACGGCCUGCGGUCAGCAAGUGAACCAUUUCCAGAGGGACUCUGUCUACCAGCACCCUGCACUCAAAGUGCUCAUCUGCAAGUCCUGUUUUAAGUACUACAUGAGCGACGACAUCAGCAAAGACGCCGAGGGCAUGGACGAGCAGUGCAGGUGGUGCGCGGAAGGAGGCAGUCUGAUUGGCUGCGACUACUGCAGCAACGCUUUCUGCAAGAAGUGUGUGCUGCGGAACCUCGGGCGGCGGGAGCUGUCGGCCAUCUUGGAGGAGGAGCGCAAGUGGUACUGUUACGUGUGCAGCCCGGAGCCACUCAUGGGCCUGGUGCUGGCCUGCGACUCGGUGCUCCAGAACCUGGAGAAGAUCUGGGCUCGCAAGCGGGUCGGUGUAGGGGGCGGGGCCCGUGGGAAGCAGAGGGGCGGGCGCGGCGGGUGUGCGGGGACGGGGUCUCCUCUCGGUGCGGCGCCCUCCCGGGGUCUGUGCGAUCGCAUGCAGCGCGUGGUGGACAUGACCACAUCGCUGAACCGCUCGUUCGUGGAGUUCAUGCAGAGCGAGAGGGACGAGGAAGCGAGCGAAGAGGAAGACGUGGACCGAGCGCGGCGGCUGAGCAUGUUCCGCACCAUCCUGCAGGACCUGUGCCAGGCACACACCGCCCUGCAGGAAGCGCUGGAUCGGGAGUUGUACGGGGGCAAACGUGAGCCUCAAAGGCAGCGCGCGAAACCUCGGCAGCGGAAACCUCGGGCUCCGAGAGGCUCGGGCGUCACCAAGGAACUGGUGGUGAAGCUGACGCCCGUCCCACUAGAGGUGUCUGUCAAUCCUGAUGCCUCCGCCGAUGCUUCUUCCGCCGGCGUCGCUGCUGUAGAUACGGCGGAGGUAAACGCACAAAUAAAGGAGGAGGAGAAACAGGAAACGGCGGAGAAGACCGAAGGAAGGGCUGACGGAAAGAAGGCGGAAGAGGAAGUGAAGUGCGAGGUGAAAGGAGGCGUGGCGCCGGAGGAGGAACACACAGACGACGAUGGAGAUGACGAAGAAGAUGAAGGCGAUGAGCCGGAGAUGGCGGAGGAGAACAAGCGCUCUCCUCGCGUCAAGACGACGCCUCGGCGACGGCGCUCGGACGCUGCGCACGCCGGCCUGGAGGAGGACUCUGACUCGGAUGAAGUGCCCGCCGUGCUGCUGCAGACCGCCGCCGCCACAGCCGCCAUGGCCACCAGCGAGGAGGAGGGCGGGGUCGACAGCGACGGGGGUGACCCCGACGCAAACCAGGAAGUCCGAAAGCAGUGCCUCUUUGGCCUGGUCAAAACCACUCCCCCUUGCCAAGAUCGAACUCCACGCAAGCGGAAACUUAAAGACAGGUCCUCUUCUUCAUCCUCCUCUUCCUCCUCGUCCUCUUCAGCCGCCGAAGUAGCAGAUCCCGGGUCGAAGGUCCGGCGGACAGUAGGACUUACCCACAAGGUCGCCAAGAUGACGGCAGACAGCGCAAGCUCGUCGAGCGAUCAGGAAAUGGACAGCAGUGACUCGGAUGAGUUGGAGCAGAAGAUUAAACCGCUGAGUGAUGUCACGCUGAUGGGAUCCGGACCGUUCCAGCAAUCCUCUGGUGACGAAGUGGAUGUGUGCCCCGCCCCGAUCGUGUUGGAUGAGGAUGAUGUGGAGAAUAGAAUUGCUAAACAGAUCCUGUUGGCCGAGAUCAGAGCCAACUUAUCGUCCAGCUCCGGUCAGGACGACUCCUCGGACGACUGGGGAUCCAGGGAUGAGGAUGAGGAGGAAGAGGAAGAGGGCAUGACGGAGAGGGAGAGCAAGAGGAAGGAUGACGCUGAAGACAGUGAGCCGACCGAUAACAGCUCCGACUCGGACGAUCCCGCUACACCGGCACAGUCCCGUCACCACCUGCUGCGCUGCCGCGUGACCCCGUGGGAGACCGCGUCUAAAGACGAGGAUGACGAUAAACCUGCUGAUCAGGAGACCGGAAGGAAGGCGGCCGCGAUAAACAAGCUAACAGACGUUUGCAGCAGCGACGACAGAGAAUCUGCUAGCGAGGAGUCGGCGCUGAGCGAGGUGAUCAGCCAAUCGGAAGACGAGGACGGCGGCGGCGUGACGCAGAAGGAUUCUGAGGUUGACGGGGAACCUCACACACCUCCUGGAGAGGGCGGGGAGGACGGGGAAGACGGGGAAAACAUGGAGGAGCUUAUGAGCACGCCGAAGGGCCGCAGGAAGAUCCGGAGGAUUCUGGAGGUGCAGCAGCUGGCGAAGGAGACGCAGGAGGCGCUGAGGGAGGAGGAGGAGAGGAGGCAGAGGCUGGCUGAGAGAGACAGACAGCGACGGCAGGAGGAGGAGGAGAGCAGAGAGCAAGGACGAGACGACUCGGAGGUGAUGAUAGUAGCCGAGACCCCGGCCUCCAGACCCGUUCCUCUGGUGCUAGAACUUGAUGAUGCAACACGGGAAUGUCUGGUGGAGGUGGAUACACACCUGCUGAGAAAACUCAAACCUCACCAACGAGAGGGUGUGCAGUUCAUUUGGGACAGCUGUUGUGAGUCCAUAGCAAAGGUGAAGUCCUCUCCUGGUUCCGGCUGCCUUCUCGCCCACUGCAUGGGCCUCGGAAAGACGCUACAGGUGAUCACGUUUCUGCACACGGUGUUGACGUGCGAGCUGGUGGCGCUGAAGACGGCGCUGGUGGUGUGUCCUCUAAACACAGUGCUGAACUGGAGGGCGGAGUUCGACAAAUGGCAGCGUGGCAUCACCAAAAAGAAAGUUGAGGUGACGGAGUUGGCAACGGUGAAGUCAGUGGGUUCUCGUGUGAACGCUCUGACCAGUUGGCACAGGAGAGGUGGUGUGAUGAUUAUGAGUUACGAAAUGUACCGCAUUCUCACACACGGAGGUCAAGCCAAAUAUGGCAACGAGCAGAGGAACCUACGCGCUGUGCUGCAGGACCCCGGCCCCGACAUAGUGGUGUGUGAUGAAGGCCAUGUCCUGAAAAACGAUGCGACUGCCAUCUGUAAAGCUAUGCGCUCCAUACGCACACGCCGGCGAAUCGUUUUGACAGGAACCCCGCUUCAGAACAAUCUCACUGAGUAUCACUGCAUGGUGAGUUUUGUGAAGCAGAACCUCUUGGGUUCCCUGCGUGAGUUUCGGAACCGUUUCAUGAACCCCAUCCAGAACGGCCAGUGCGCCGACUCCACACCGUCCGACGUGAGGUUGAUGAAGAAACGAGUACACGUCCUCCACGAACUCCUCGCUGGAUGUGUUCAGAGGCGGGAUUAUUCCGUUCUGACGCCUUUCCUGCCACCCAAGAGAGAGUACGUGCUGUUGAUCAGGAUGACCACACUACAGUGUCAACUGUACAGACACUACCUACAGAACUACACUGCUAAAGGAGGGGGUGUGAACAGAUUAUUUCAGGAUUUUCAGAUCCUGAGUCUUAUAUGGACGCAUCCGUGGUGCCUGCAGCUUUCUGACCAUAAUAGAGGGAACAAGGGCAAAGGGGAGGAGCCUGCUUCUGAAACCAUGGCGACUGUUGUGCGUUCUAACGUGGCAAACGGGCAGAGCACCAAUGAACGUGUGUUGGAGGAGAGCAGAGAUCUCAACUCAGCCAAAACUACACCAGACGAGGAGCGCAGCAUGUUGAGCGGACCCCCAGCAGGUUGGUACAGAGAGUUUGUGUCCAACGCCGACGCCGAGCUCCUGGAGCAUUCUGGGAAAUUAAUGCUGCUGGUGGAGAUUCUGCACUGUGCCGAACUGCAGCAGGAUAAAGUGUUGGUGUUUAGUCAGUCUCUCGUUUCACUGGACCUGAUUGAAACCUUCUUGGGGUUGGCCGAUAAGGCAAAGAAGGAGGGAAAGGCCAGUGUGUAUAAAGGGAAGCAGUCGUGGGUGCGGGAUAAGGACUAUUAUCGUCUGGACGGUUCCACCACCGCAACAGCACGCAAGAAGUGGGCUCAGGAGUUCAACAACGUCAGAAACACACGCUGCAGGUUGUUCCUGAUCUCCACUCGAGCCGGAUCGUUAGGGAUUAAUCUCAUCGCAGCGAAUCGAGUCGUGGUGUUCGACGCAUCAUGGAAUCCGACGUACGACGUUCAGAGCAUGUUCAGAGUGUAUCGCUUCGGCCAGAAGAAGGCCGUAUACGUCUACCGCUUCCUGGCACAGGGAACGAUGGAGCAGAAGAUAUACGAGCGUCAGGUGGCGAAGCAGUCUCUGUCGUCCCGUGUGGUGGACCAGCAGCAGAUCCAGCGGCACUUCACACACAGCCAUCUGAGCGACCUGUACCGCUUCCAACCUGACAUCCACAGCAAGAGCCACGCCGUGGAGCCUACGGACAAGGUGCUGGCGGUGCUCCUGCAGCACUGUGGGCGGUCCAUAGUGUCGUUCCAUGAACACGAUUCGCUGCUGGACCACAGGGUGGAGGAGGAGCUCAGCAUGGAGGAGAGGAAGGAGGCGUGGGAGGAGUACCGGCUCGAGGAGACAACACAAACACACACACGUGCCUCCGUCCUGGAUUUGGGUGAGCUGAGGAGGAAGAGCAAUAACGAGCUGGAGGACAUGUUAAAGAAAGGUCGUCUGGAACUGCAGAGAGCUUCACACAACAUCAAAGCCCAAAGUCUGGAGUUCUUCCAGCAGGAAGUGAUGAAACGCUACCCUCUGCUGGAUGAAGAGAAGAUGAAGCUGAAGGCCUCUCAGUCUUAUGAGCACUACGAAAGAGAGAGAGCACGCUGGAUGGAGAUUUACCAAUGUAAACUCGCCGGUCAGCAAAAGCUCAUUCAGUACACACAACAGAUUCUGGCUAAAAGGGCGGCGCAUAGCAGUAGAGCUCCUCCCACUACAUCCACACCCCUCAAAUCACGGUUUGAAGCAGGUGACUCUUAUUCGGCCCCGCCCCUUCAGCCUGCCCCGCCCCUUCAGCCUGCCCCGCCCCACCCGUCCAGAGAAACGGAUCGUACGGCUGGUUCCCUCAGCCACUGAGAGCGUCGUCUCCUGAAGAGAGGGACGUCAGAGAGGACUUCACGAAGCUGCUGUAGAUACCGUGACGACGACAUUUUAUUCUUGUUGUUCGUCACGUUUCUACUCGGGACUCGUUUUCCAGAAUAAUUCGCGGCGCUUGGGUUGUGUUCUCUACCAGCGCUGCCUCAAAUCUGCUGCUCAGAAUCCGGAUCGAGGUUAAAGUUCGCUUGGUUUAUUUCUACGUGAUCUAAUUAUGUUCGUAAAUGCUGACGCUGACGCUUAGACCUCGACCUCCCCGUUACCUCAGAUGGAGUGGGCUAGUCGCUACGCAGUCGCUAGCAUGUUUAAUACAAGGAGGAAAACAAAACGUGUUUACACCUGUCGUUACUCGGGAAGUUAAAAAAAGGCAGGCUUGAUGAUGAUACUCUAAUAAAGAAUCCGAGGGAAUGUUUUCGCUUUCUGGCUAAUUGAUGAUGAAAUCUGAGUAAUUAACUACUAAAUAAAGGAAUAUCAAAGCCCAA